GACUCGCGUCUCGCGCGUGUCGCUCACGGUGGACAUCCAGAUUGUUUUGAAUACGUGGCCGUUCCAGAAUUGGUAAUGAGCCACGCGUCGUUAAGACCGCUGCAGGUUCGCGUAACGUUGACGAGAAGAUGAUAAUAACGGACGGAGAACUGCACGGAGUAACGGUGAAACGAAAAUGAUUUUGCUCAGAUCGAGCUCGAUCCUGGGCUUUCUGAUCCUCGCGAGCGGGCUUCGGGAGUACGGCAAGAAGGAGCUGAUCGUCCUGCGAGAGGAGGUACGGUCCAUGUUCGACUACGCGUAUUCCGGCUACCUGACCCACGCGUAUCCGUACGACGAGCUGCGCUCGCUGAGCUGCGACGGGUUCGACACGUGGGGCAGCUUCUCCCUGACGCUGAUCGACGCCCUGGACACGCUCGCGGUGAUGGGCAACUUCACCGAGUUCCGUCGCGUCGCCGAGAUCAUCGGCGCGCGGGUCAGCUUCGAGGCGAACAUCAACGUGUCCGUCUUCGAGACGAACAUCCGGGUGGUAGGCGGCCUGUUGAGUGCACAUCUGCUGUCACGCAGGGCCGGCGUCAAGCUGGAACCUGGCUGGCCCUGCAACGGCCCGUUGCUGCGUCUUGCCGAGGAUAUGGCCAAGCGACUGAUCGCGGCGUUCGACACACCAACGGGAAUGCCGUAUGGCACGGUGAAUCUGAAGUACGGUGUGCCGGAGGGCGAAACUAGCAUCACCUGUACUGCCGGUAUCGGCACUUUCCUACUGGAAUUUGGCACUCUGUCCAGACUGACUGGUGAUCCACUGUACGAAGAGGUGGCCAUGAACGCGGUAAAGGCACUGCACUACUACAGAUCCAACAUUGGCCUGGUUGGCAAUCACAUAGAUGUUCUCACUGGCCACUGGACGGCGCAGGACUCCGGCAUAGGCGCCGGAGUGGACUCGUACUUCGAGUACCUGGCGAAGGGCACGCUGCUGUUCCAGGAUCCGUUGUUGGCCUCGAUAUUCCAGGAGCACAGACGCGCUAUAGAGAAAUACAUUCGCCGGGAGGACUGGCACCUGUGGGUCUCCAUGACCAAGGGUCAGGUGACCCUGCCAGUCUUUCAGUCCCUGGACGCGUACUGGCCCGGCGUGUUGAGCCUCUUUGGCGAGAUCGAGGACGCGAUGAAGUCGCUGCACAAUUACCACCGCGUCUGGAAGCAGUUUGGGUUCACUCCCGAGUUCUACAAUAUACCGCAAGCUGAAGCGGGCACCAACAGGGAGAGCUACCCGCUGCGACCCGAGCUCAUCGAAUCUGUCAUGUAUCUUUACAGGGCGACUCGGGAUCCUUACUUAAUCCAGGUGGGCGUGGACAUUCUGAGGAGCCUGCAGCACAGCGCCAAGACGGCGUGUGGCUACGCAACCAUCAACGACGUGCGGGAUCACCGAAAGGCGGACCGGAUGGAGUCUUUCUUCCUCGCGGAGACCACCAAGUACCUGUACCUGCUAUUCGACACCGACAACUUCAUCCACAACACCGGCGGCGAAGGCGAGAUAAUCGACACUCAGUGGGGCCAGUGCGUGGUGGACGCCGGUGGUUACGUCUUCAACACCGAAGCCCACCCAAUCGACCCCGGUGCCUUGUACUGCUGCCGACCGGCGCGUGACAUCUUCCCGGACAAGCGGCCGGCGCUCAAGAGGUUUCUACCGACACAAAAUACACCGGAGGACGCUGCCUCAUCGUCGGAUGACUCCCCUUACGAGAAGAGAAAUGCAGGCGAUGAGGGGCAUCCGGACGCGAUGCUGCCGAUCGCGAUAGCAAAGCUGUCCGAGAUCAGGCGUCGCAUUGCGAGCAAGAGGAAAGACGUUCUUCACCAAAAGAGCACCACGUCGCAGAGCGAGGCUGUCUCAACGGAUCCUCUUGAGGAAAAGGAUACCUCUGAGACCCAGGAAACGGAGAAAUCCAAUCAUAGUGCGGCCGAGAGCGCACGACUGCCCUCCGCGCAAGUCCUCGCGCCCUCGUCGACGAUCUACAAGGCCGACGACAGCGAAACCGCUGACGGCUUCGAGACCCCGAUCUUGUCCUCGGGCAGGCAAUAUUCGGUUCCUGAUGUCGCGGAGCAAAGGGGUAUGCGCAACACGACUCCCAGCUCCGCGAGGAGCACGAGAUUCGAGCCACAGACGCUGCUGGAGAACAUCAGACGCGGCAAUCUGUAUCCGACUAACGUCACAGCGAGGCGGAAUUAUCACAUGUUAUCCUGUCAGGCUCAACCGUUCCUGCAACGAAUAUCGAUUGUAGGAGAAUUUUUCUAAACAACCCGCAAGCAGCCCAAUCAUGUACGCGGAUUGAGGAAGGAAGGGGAAGGAAAGAACGCAGCUCUGCUACAGCGAUUCUCCCAAAGUGUUUUUGAUUCGCGAGCGAAUCCCCUUGUUACGUGAACGAGAUCUCACGUCUCGCUUACGUUGUACUUUAAGAUGUAUUCCUGUGAUAUAAUUGUUGUUACAUAGUUUAUAAUAUUAUAAAUAUAAGAAUAUGAGAUGCAAAUGCGUGUGUGUGUGUGUGUGUGUGUGUGUGAAGCUGUUUGUUACUUCAAUUUAUCCUAUUUUGUCGUUGAAUUAUUGAAAAAUCGUAUCUCAAAGCAGCUGGUUUCUUUGUGGAGAAAUGUUUCAAUCGGAUAAUAUGAAAUUAAGCAAUUAAAAAAAUACAUGUCUAUAUUCU
Molecule: messenger RNA, 2690 nt
Organism: Ooceraea biroi (clonal raider ant)
Lineage: Eukaryota; Metazoa; Arthropoda; Insecta; Hymenoptera; Formicidae
Gene: Edem1
Product: ER degradation-enhancing alpha-mannosidase-like protein 2
Biological process (GO): mannose trimming involved in glycoprotein ERAD pathway; carbohydrate metabolic process; endoplasmic reticulum mannose trimming
Cellular component (GO): membrane; endoplasmic reticulum
Molecular function (GO): calcium ion binding; mannosyl-oligosaccharide 1,2-alpha-mannosidase activity
Source: RefSeq, a predicted model, not a curated record